AUGUCAUCGAAAGCGCUCGCGACGAGCAACCUUUGGUGGAAUGGAUUGUUUUUCCUGUGCAGUGCAGCAUAUGAAGAAGUGGUUCCUACAGCUCUGGAUGAUGGAGAGGUUCCUGAACUGAAGCCGGCAGUAUCUGUCAACGUAGCAGCUGUAUACGAGGAGCUUCCGAUAUUGACAAAGUUUGAGUCAUUUCGGAAGACACAAAGGAUUAUCGCCUACGUUUUAAGGUUCAUCAACAACUGCCGUAAGAUUGGUGAACGAAGCACUGCAACGACGCCCACGAUUUCUGAACUGAAGGAGGCAAACAAGCGGAUCAUCCAAGCGAACCAGAGGAGCGAACUUCAGGAUGAAAUCGAUCGCCUGCAAGCGGGGGAGUCAUGCAAGAGAAUCGGCAAUCUGAACCCUUUCUUGGACGACGGGUUACUACGAGUUGGAGAUAGAAUUCGUCACAGCAAACUAGCAUACGAGGUAAAGCAUCAAUGGAUCGUUCCGGACAAGCACCCCGUAACGAGAAGACUCAUCGCAGCGGUACAUAGAGAAAACCUGCAUGCUAGUCCGAGUAGCGUGAUCACAGCCCUAAGAGAGCGCUACUGGAUACUGAACGCCAGAUCGACGGUACGAAAGGUGACGAGAAGUUGCAUCACUUGCUUCAAAUCAAGCCCGAAGCUUGCUGAGCAGUUCAUGGGAGACUUGCCGUCGUGUCGCAUCACCGCUGCACCUACGUUUUUGAAAGUUGGAGUAGACUUCGCUGGACCUAUCUACAUAAAGCAAACCGCCAGGAAAGCAGCUCCAGUGAAAGACUACAUAUGCGUAUUUGUCUGUAUGGUUUCGAAGGCAAUGCACUUGGAAGUGGUGGAGAACCUAUCCACUGAAGCGUUUUUGGCAGCACUACAAAGAUUCGUAUCCAGAAGAGGAGUACCCGAGGAAGUGUAUAGCGACAACGGAACGAAUUUUAUCGGCGCGCGAUCAGAGCUUCGUGAGUUGUACGAGCUCUUCAAGUCCGACCUAACCAACGGUAAGCUAUCACAGUUCUGUCAAGUCAAGAAGAUUAAGUGGACCACGAAUCCCCCAAAUACACCUCACUUUGGAGGGCUAUGGGAGGCGGGCGUUAAAAGCGUGAAGUCUGUUCUGAAGAAAGUCUAUCAGUCCGCCUCUUUGACAAUAAUGGAAUUUGCGACCUUGCUGUGA
This is a messenger RNA of Aedes albopictus (Asian tiger mosquito), 1188 nucleotides long. RefSeq lists its product as uncharacterized. The record is from RefSeq and is a predicted model, not a curated record. Gene Ontology annotation, biological process: DNA integration. The transcript has a single exon. The coding region runs from base 1 to 1188 and encodes 395 amino acids. Lineage: Eukaryota; Metazoa; Arthropoda; Insecta; Diptera; Culicidae. Gene Ontology annotation, molecular function: nucleic acid binding.